This is a messenger RNA of Alternaria infectoria, 861 nucleotides long. RefSeq lists its product as uncharacterized. Lineage: Eukaryota; Fungi; Ascomycota; Dothideomycetes; Pleosporales; Pleosporaceae. The record is from RefSeq and is a predicted model, not a curated record. The coding region runs from base 1 to 861 and encodes 286 amino acids. The transcript has 5 exons.
AUGAACAGGGUUACUGGCCUCAAUCCAACUGUCAUCGAGGAAGCCACAGUGGGAUGUGGUGAUCAAUGCGGCGGCAGCUCUGUUGAUCGUGCCUUCUUACGAUGGCUUGAGGGUCGCAUUGGAACGGAAGACUUCCACAAGAUCGCCGGCUGCAGGAGUGAAGAGGUCAAAUACACUUCGUUGGAGAAGAGAGCUGCUACUAUGCUCCAGCAGUUUACGUCCGGCCCUAAAGCAGGUUUCACUGGAACCGAGUCGUACAUUAUGCCGUUGCCGUUCCCGUUAAGCAGGAUCGAAGACGACGAAUCUCGUGGAAUCAGCGAUGGAGAGAUUACUGUCACGCCUGACGAUAUGGCGAGUAUGUUCCAGAAGUCCCUCGCCGGCACAUACAAGCUUGUCGCCAAGCAAUACGGAGCGGCUACUAAUACCAAGAAGAUCAAGAUGAAGGCAAUUGGUCCUCUGUCUCUCGAGGGGCAGUCGCUGUCGGUCUGGAAGCACAGAAGCCAGAGCAAGGAGUUGUCCAGAACCGGAAGUGUCGCAGAUACUAUGGCAUACCUGCUACUACGUCGUUCGAGAGUGGAGAGCAUCGGGAAUCCGACGCCUACAUCGACAGGCACACCGGUGAAAAGAGGGCUAGAAAUCAGGCCAGCUGGUUGCUCAGCAAAGGGUGUGUUCUCCGUCGUAGUCCUUACGAUCGACUUGUCCAAAGUUCCCAAGAAGGAGUUCAAGGCCAAGCGAUCUCCGGAUAGGAGCCAAUACCACGAGAUCAGUUUCGACGUUGAGAUCUCUAUCCAGUCUGCUCUGCAGUUCUCUUGCUCAGUCAAAGGUAAGAACGUCGGCUCCAUCACUGCGAAGUAUGAGUAG